Messenger RNA from Owenia fusiformis, 3564 nucleotides. The record is from the annotation of a GenBank genome assembly. NCBI's taxonomy places the organism in Eukaryota, Metazoa, Annelida, Polychaeta, Sabellida, Oweniidae.
AGUCAAAUAAAGUAAUGAAAGGGGUAUAAACUUAAAUGACAAUGCGACAUUGAGAAAGGACGUAAAUACUGUUGCGAAGGGAAUUCGAGCUAACAUACACUAGUAAAUUAGUGAGAUUUUUGGAUUACAGAAAUUUAUAAAAUAUCAAGGAGGUAACCAAUGAAGCAAGAACUCAAAUGACGUCAUGACGGCUAAUAACCAAUCAGCGCCUGGCUUGUUUGAGAGCUCUAAACUCUAUUCCCUGAUCAACCAAUCAACAAAAAGCUCCAUUCUCGCCGCCAUUAAAUUAUGCGGCCAGCUUAAUAGUGACGACAUCAAGCAACGAUCUGAGGUCGACCUUGCUACAUAUCUACAUUUAGUUGUGUCAAAUGUGCCAAACAUUUGGAGGAAUAACAACGAGGACAUUAAUAUCGUCAUUCCACUCAUCUACCGACUUGCCGUAAAAGGUGUCGCUGUAAAUGCCCAGAAUAGUAGCGGUAAUACGGCGCUCCAUCUUUCCUGCCUGAAGCCCAAAGCGGAACCACUAUGUGAUCAUUUACUGCGUAUAGGUAUUGACCCUUGUUUGCCUAACAAAAAAGGAUGUAGAGUGAUCCAUUCCUACAGAGGCCAUCAUUGUUACAUAGUAAAGAAACAAUCAACCGCAAGAUCGGGACUUUGGAAUGCAAUCGAGCUGGAGGACAAAGAACUUAUAGAGCAGUUUAUGCAAUCGUGGUAUAGGGUCCAAGUUAAACGCAAACAUAAAACACUUAUUGACGUCGCCGAUGAGACAGGCAAUAUUGAGAUUCUAAGAUUGCUGAAGAAAUACACCAUAAGGAACGAGAUCGUCUCAGCAGCGUUUGCCUGUGACGUCGACCUAGUCACGAAAUAUCUAGGCAAGAUAGAUUUCGACCUUAAGGAUCCAUCGUUCAUCAUUCCAAAGCCUUUGUCAGUUGCUCUGAGUGAGGUUGGACCUGUAACCAAAGAUGUUAUCGCCAUACUUCUUAAUAAUGGUAUAGACGAUGGAACAAACUACGCAGAAAAUGUCAAAAACGCAAAGGAAUCCUUCGAGAACUGCGACUUCUACCGAAAGGUCCAACUAUGUGACAAAGAAAGUCUUGAAUGUGCCCUCGAGCUGGUCGAGAAGGAUGAAGUGGAUUUAUUCUCUAGAAGCCACGAGGAAUCCACAUCAGGUUGGACGUUCAUGCAUCUCCUUGUCUCAAAGUACUUAGAGGUUGAUGAGCUAGUCGUUCGGAGAAUGUUGAUCAGACUCGCAUAUAAACUUGCUCUGAAGGGGCUCGAUGUGAAUGCCAGAAACGCUAAGGGUGAUACUCCUCUCGUCAUGGCAGGCGUGCUCGGUGAUCAGACAUUAUCUACCCACAUGGUUCGAAUGGGUGUUGACCCUGGCAGAGCAGCCCCCGAUGGACAGACCGUCAAUGUAGAAAUAUAUGAAGACAAAGGAAAACUUGUCAAAGACAGACGCUACAGACGCAAGGAUCUUCCCGGACUAUGGGUAGCAAUUGAGGAUAACGACGUUGAGAAGACGCUGAGAUGGUUAAAAAGCCAAGCACGCGUAGGCGUAAAAAGAUGCGAUCGUUAUUUGAAGGAUGUCAGCCGUGACUUACGUCACAAUGACGUCACGAAACUGCUGGAAAAAUACGAUCAUAUAAAUGAGUUCGUAACAGCGUGUUACGCGUGUAACCACAAGGGAAUGAUGGCUCAAUUGUCUUUGGGAUCAGGGAAGGAGAAAGUAAAUAUUAAAGAUGAAUAUUUCCACGUGGGAUUUACUGAGGAACGGAAGUCAGAAUGGGUGCAUAGGCCUCUCAUUGUGACGUGUAUGGAAUUGUGCGACGCAUCGGUGGUCGAGUUCCUUAUUCAAUAUGGCGCUGAUCUUACAGUACAGUAUGAAGAAUGUGCUCCCUGUGGUCCGGUGGCCUUCUGGGCGUAUAGGGACGACAUUGAUAACUCCGUCUCCCUUGUUGUUGCCAAUCAAGCUGAUCCAGAUUUGAGAGACGAAUGUGGCUCCACAAUGUUACACAAAGCUGUAAUAAAGAAACAGUAUGAAGGCAAGGCUGACAUCAUCCGGGUUCUUCUAGACCGUGGAAUAAAUCUCGCGGCACGUGACGGGGACGGGAAUACACCACGUGAUCUUCUAGAUAUUCACGAUGUUGAAAAUCGUGACGUUUUAAAACAGCUUAUAGAUGAUUUUGUGCUGGACUUAGUAUCUACUAAUCAAAUAUACAAUCUAGAAAAUUUAAUCCUAGAAGGAUAUGAACAUAUAAACGACAUCGUACACACUCCGAAGAAAAAGAACGCAAAACCUCAAACCGGAAAGGAAAUAGCUCUACUUAAGGAAUACAAAGAGAUCUCUCAGCUUUUAGAUGAACUCGAGGAAUACCAGGAGAUGAUCGCUAACCUACACAAGCAUGCUAGAAAGGGUGAUCUUCGCGCUGUAUCCAAGACAGUUGGUGAAAAAAGGGCCUCCCUUGGCAAGGAUAAAGGUGGUCGAUCUCUGCUUCAUAUCGCUUGCAUGUUCAACCAUCCACCAUUAGUCAAGUUUCUUGUUGAACAAUUCCCACCGCUUCUACACUCGCGAGAUACUUAUCUUCGAACGCCACUACACUACUGCGUGACAGUAAGCGAGGGUGACAGACAGGAGAACUGGCAAACCCUCAUUGCAUUCAACGGCGACCAGAAUUCCAAAGAAGUGAAUGGCCUCUCAGUGUAUGAUUACACUCUGCUUCAAGAGGAACCUAUCGAGACCAAAAGCAAAACCCGUGGUAGACGAGUUCAUGACUUCAGACCGGAUGGUCUAUGCGAACGAGAGAAAGUAAAAAUAUAUGGAGAGCUUGGCGAAAGGUACGGUACAUACCGGAAGUUGGAAAAUGCCAUACGCAAUGAUCUCGCAGUUCCGGAAGUGGAGGCAAUGUUAAAGCAUUUCCAUGGUGAUAUGACCAGAGAUGAUUUAGACAUAAAACUUUUAUUCCUUUGUGUUGAUUGCAAAAGAACGGAGCUAGCGAAAUUCUUCAUCUCAGAAGGUUACAGGACGCAUAUACCAAUGGAGGUCUUGAAACCAGUUCUCGGUGAAGAUGGUGAGGAUUCUGAAGAACAACAGAAAACAAUUACAAUAACGCUGCUAGAGAGUGCCAAAUUACAGGACAUGCCUGAACUUGUCCAGCUCAUCGAAGGAUCGUCUGCUAACAGCAGGGCGCCCUCUGUCGUAGAUACAGUAGAAACUGAUACGCAUGCGCAAGAUGACAAAUCUGAAGUAAAAUCUGAAUCGGGAAUUCAGGCUUAGAUUCGAGUUUAAAAUCAGUCAUUGAAGGAAGUCCGUCCCCUCCAGGAAUUUUACGUUCCACAACAAAGAACUAUUUUGGCAGUAUUUUUUAUGUUUUUCUGUGAUAUCUUUGAUUACAUCAUGAUUUUGAAGUGUGACAAGUUACGAUGAGAACUUUGUUUUUAUAGUUAGUUACAUUGUACAUACUAGUAAAAUAAUAUUUUUGAGAUUUAAAAAAAUGUUUUAAAUUGUGUACAAAUGAUAAAACUGCGAGGAAUUGUGCCUGGUGAAUAAUACAAAUAAAAUAAAAU